This is a messenger RNA of Venturia canescens, 582 nucleotides long. RefSeq names its product endocuticle structural glycoprotein SgAbd-8-like. Bases 58 to 486 code for a protein of 142 amino acids. NCBI's taxonomy places the organism in Eukaryota, Metazoa, Arthropoda, Insecta, Hymenoptera, Ichneumonidae. Gene Ontology annotation, cellular component: chitin-based extracellular matrix. Gene Ontology annotation, molecular function: structural constituent of chitin-based larval cuticle. The transcript has 2 exons. The record is from RefSeq and is a predicted model, not a curated record.
AAUCAAUCACAUUCUCCAGCUUUAAUCGGCAAGAGAUCGAACACGAAUUUUAUCAACAUGAAGUUCCUCAUCUUAGCUCUGGCUUUCGUCGCUGCAGCUUCCGCUCAGCAUCAACAACCCAUCGCCAUCCUUCGCCAAGCCCAGGACAUUUCGCCCGAGGGUUCUUACAACUAUGCAUACGAGACGGAAAACGGAAUUAAUGCACAGGAAAGUGGACAACCUGGACCCGUCAACGCAGAGGGUCAAGCCGCCAUCGUUGCCCAAGGAAGCUUCCAGUACUCCGCACCUGACGGCACCCCAAUCUCGGUCAGCUACGUCGCCGACGAGAACGGAUUCCAGCCACAGGGAGCUCAUCUCCCAGUUGCGCCACCAGUUCCCGAAGGCAUCCUCCGCGCUCUCGAAUUCAUCAGGUCUCACCCGUCCGAGGAAUCCCGUGGCAACAGACCCGGUCCCAUUCCUUUCCCUCAACCUAGCCGUCGAUUCUAAGUACUGAAACUCUAAAAACGUCUCUUUCUGAUUGAACGAAACUAUUGAUAUGUACAAAAAGACAUUUUUCACAUUUAUAAAUAAACUGGACAUUUC